CUCAUCAAAAACUCGUCGAUUAUAUAAGGAGACGCGAGCGAGUUUUCCUUCUGCACUUACUCAGGAUCAACAGCACGCGCUCAUUCUAAACAAAUCUGCUAUUCUUCAGUCUUAUCUGACACGAUGCCUCCCUACACACUCACAUACUUCGCUGUUAAAGGCAGAUGCAGUGCCUUGAAGAUUAUGCUGGCGGACCAAGGGCAACAGUUGAAGGAGAACCUGGUGACCUUUGAUGAUUGGAUGAAGGGUGAUAUAAAAAAAUGCUGUGUUUUUGGACAGUUGCCCAAGUUUGAAGAUGGUGACUUGGUCUUGUUUCAGUCCAAUGCCAUGUUAAGGCAUUUGGGUCGCAAACAUGGUGCAUAUGGAAAGAACGACUGCGAGGCAGCUCUUAUUGACAUGAUGAAUGAUGGGGUAGAAGAUCUGCGCCUAAAAUAUAUCAAGAUGAUCUACCAGGAAUAUGAGACCGGCAAAGAAGCUUACAUCAAAGAUCUGCCAAAUCAUCUCUCAAAAUUUGAAGCCUUUAUGGCCAAAAACAAAUCUGGAUUCCUGGUUGGCGAUAAGAUCUCCUUUGCAGACUACAAUCUGUUUGACCUUCUGCUGAAUCACAAAGUCCUUUCCCCCACCUGCUUGGACACAUUCCCUACUCUCAAGGCUUUUGUGGACACAUUGUCUGCUCGUCCUAAAAUCAAGGCCCUCCUGGAGUCUGAUGACUUUAAGAAACUUCCAAUCAAUGGCAAUGGCAAACAGUGAUUUAUCAACACUUUCAUAGAUUCAUUCUCAAAACUAUGGUACCCACUGCUAAAAGGCCUUAACUGGUGCUCUGUGAUUAGCAAAAUUUCCAAUGUCUUUGUAUGAAAAUAUAUUUUGUAUGUUUAACUGUUUUGAUGGUUUUUACUAACUGAUGUCUUUGUAAGAGUUACAACAAAAAAGCAACAUUAAAACUUGUGAAUGGUU
Messenger RNA from Misgurnus anguillicaudatus (oriental weatherfish), 954 nucleotides. Lineage: Eukaryota; Metazoa; Chordata; Actinopteri; Cypriniformes; Cobitidae. The record is from RefSeq and is a predicted model, not a curated record.